This is a messenger RNA of Zalophus californianus (California sea lion), 6116 nucleotides long. It is a transcript of the gene RCBTB1, whose product is annotated as RCC1 and BTB domain containing protein 1. The coding region runs from base 2245 to 3957 and encodes 570 amino acids. The record is from RefSeq and is a predicted model, not a curated record. The transcript is spliced from 16 exons. Gene Ontology annotation, molecular function: protein binding. NCBI's taxonomy places the organism in Eukaryota, Metazoa, Chordata, Mammalia, Carnivora, Otariidae.
AGACUCCCCGUGGAUCAGGGAGCCCGAUGUGGGGCUCGAUCCCAGCACCCUGGGAUCAUGACAAGAGCCAAAGGCAGUCGCUUAACGGACUGAGCCACCCAGGCGCCCCAUGAAACCUUGAUAUAAAACAGUAGACAGGUAGUUUCCAACGUUCGGUGCCCUGUGUUAGCUAAUGUCAAGGGGGGGGGAACCACAAACAUCAGUUCAGUGCAACGGGAAGCAUUUGCCCUCAGAGCUUUGCGUCGUCUGGAAUGAGGCUGAUCUGCACUGGGCUCGGCUGGUCCACUCUGCUCAGUCUGCAGUGGCUGAGUCUCUCACUUCAGGUCUCUGGACCGCGUUGGUGGCUUGGCUCUACGUGUCUCUCUUCGUCCUUAGCGCACUGGCCCAAGCUUGUUCUUCUGAUGGCGCUGGCACAAGCGGGAGAGAGGAAGCCCCAGCGCGCGAGCACAUUGCCAACCCUGGCUUGGGUCGCAUCUGCUCCCAUCCCAUUGGCCAAAGAAAGUCACGUGGCCACGCCACGCUCAACGUCCCCUGGCAAGGGCCGUCCAUCCCUGAUGAGGCCCCGACAGGGGAGUGGGUGGAGAAAGGAGCGAAGAGCCGGGGCGAUGGCACCACCAUGCUCACCUGUGGUACGCAGGACAGAGCUAAAGACAGGGUUUCUUCUGUCAGUUGCUACAGCAGCAGCAUUUUGUUGCAAAGAUGCUCUAGGGAACCCGGCAGUCCUGGGAAACCCUUGAAGGGUAAGCCAACAUUUCAUGCCAUAUGAAAUUGAAGUUUGUGGAAUUCAAAAAGGUAAAUAAAAAUGGCAAAAUGAUAAUGGUAUCAUGUUCAUAAUCUGGAGAUAGUUUAUAAUCAUGAUGCUUCCUUUUAUUUGAAGAAAUGGAAAUGCUUUUGUGAGAACUAAUUUGUUUAGGUUUGUGAUUUCAUGCUUGAAAGUAGGCUGCAAAAAUAUCCGCAUGGAUAUUUCCAGGUUCCAAGUUGCUGGUGGGGAGGAGGGGGUCAGGGGAGGGAGAAGGAUUCAUUAUUAGGUCUUACCUUGAAAUCUGAGGCAGAACAAGGCCAUUUUCUCAUGGAAAUUUUUUAAGUAUUUAUGCUCUGUAGCUGUAGAGCCAGAUCUCCUUGGGGGUGAAUGUUGUCAGAGGAGUGGAAAUCAAGACAAUGAGGUAAAAACAAAAGACUCCUUUUUCUUCCCUUUCUAAAAUUGUUUUGUUUUUCCUGAGCUGCUGCUUUUACGAGCCCUAUGGGAAAGGGAUACAGGGGUCAUGCUUCACCACACCAAGAAACACGUCUCUUGGCCAAGAGGUGGCAGCAAAGGUUGGCCUCUCCACCUCCUGUUCACCCAGGGACUCUCCCAUCUCAUCCCAGGCUCUGCAGAAAGAGGCACAGACUAAACAACUCCUCAUUCCUAUUUGACUUCCAUCUGUCUGGAAGGCCGGGCCUGGGGCUUCUGGAAGGGAGGGCUCCGCCCCACCUUCCCUCCUCCCCCUGCCCAUUCUCCACUCACCCCACUGAGUUGCAUCAUCUUGGUUCUGAGGAAAGUGCAAGUCUUCUGUGAGGGGACCUCACCACCCCACCCGAGGCUGGGUUGGGAAUACUUGAGGUGUUGAUGUGUGCUCUAAAUCCUUGAGGACAAGAAGGAAAGGCAAGGUCCUGGCUCACCCACGUGUGGGGCAUGGGCGCCUGGUCCACUUGGAGGGACACAACUAUCCCAGCCCUGCAGGAGGAUGUGCGUGUGUAGACCGGGGAGGACAGACAACUGAAAACCACAGCAGAACCAAAUCAAAACCAACCCCUGUGGUUCACUUUCACCAGAGGAUUGAUUCUGACCAAGAGAGGAAGGAGAAAAAUCUUUAAAAUCCGUGAGUCAGAAAGGGAGAAACUCAGCCUCAUAUUCAGAUGGGUAAUCAGCUCUCCAAACUGGAACAGUUCUCACUGUACACAGUGUUCGCAGUAAAAAAGAACAGAGGCAUUUUAAUUUAAGAAGAAAACAGACACCUGCUGUCCUGCAUUUAUAGCCACGUCCACUGGUGCACAUUGCUGCUCCUUCACUCACUCUCGGGGAUUAAUGGGAGCUUGAUGGAUCUGAAAGGUGUGGGGAAUUGGAAUAGGCAAAGUACCUCUCAGAAAAAGGCCCAGGUUUGACCGCGAGGGAAGGAUUGGACAGGUUGCUGGGGAAAGUGAGUGGUCCAUUUAACCAAAGCAGAGAUGUUGGCCUAUUUAUAGGAAUUACUUGAAGCCAGAGUCAUGGUGGAUGUAGGAAAGUGGCCAAUCUUCACUCUGCUCUCACCUCAAGAAAUUGCAUCUAUUCGGAAAGCGUGUGUCUUUGGCACCUCAGCCAAUGAAGCACUGUACGUUACUGACAAUGAUGAGGUCUUUGUAUUUGGAUUGAACUAUAGUAACUGUCUUGGAACUGGAGAUAACCAGAGUACGCUUGUACCCAAAAAGCUAGAAGCCUUAUGUGGAAAGAAGAUUAAAAGCCUUAGUUAUGGGAGUGGACCACAUGUCCUUCUCAGCACCGAAGAUGGAGUUGUUUAUGCCUGGGGCCACAAUGGAUAUAGCCAGCUUGGGAAUGGGACGACCAACCAAGGCAUUGCUCCCAUCCAAGUGUGUACCAAUCUCUUGAUCAAGCAAGUGGUUGAAGUAGCUUGUGGCUCACAUCAUUCAAUGGCUCUGGCAGCUGAUGGAGAGGUAUUUGCUUGGGGCUAUAACAACUGUGGCCAGGUGGGAUCAGGAUCUACAACAAAUCAACCAACUCCUCGAAAAGUUACAAACUGUUUACAUAUUAAGAGGGUGGUUGGCAUUGCUUGUGGUCAGACCUCAUCCAUGGCUGUUCUGGACAAUGGUGAGGUGUACGGCUGGGGUUACAAUGGCAAUGGUCAGCUAGGCUUGGGAAACAAUGGCAAUCAGCUGACCCCUGUGCGAGUGGCGGCUUUGCACAGCGUGUGUGUGAACCAGAUUGUCUGCGGCUAUGCACACACUCUAGCACUAACAGAUGAGGGCCUGCUCUAUGCCUGGGGGGCUAACACUUAUGGGCAGCUGGGAACUGGCAAUAAAAAUAACCUGCUAAGCCCCGCCCACAUCAUGGUGGAGAAAGAAAGGGUCGUAGAGAUCGCGGCCUGCCACUCCGCACACACGUCGGCGGCCAAGACCCAGGGCGGGCACGUGUACAUGUGGGGCCAGUGCCGGGGCCAGUCGGUGAUCCUGCCCCACCUCACCCACUUCUCCUGCACCGACGACGUGUUCGCCUGCUUUGCCACGCCUGCCGUCUCGUGGCGCCUCCUGUCCGUAGAGCAUGAAGACUUUUUAACAGUUGCCGAAUCACUGAAGAAAGAAUUUGAUAGUCCAGAAACUGCUGAUCUGAAGUUUCGAAUCGAUGGGAAAUACAUCCAUGUCCAUAAAGCUGUUUUGAAAAUCAGUAAGUUGGUAACAGGCUUGGGAAGAUUGGAAACGGAGCAGGUCAAAGCAGAGGAACAAAAUAGGACUGAUGGCUGUUUUGAAGAUGUGUCAGAAAAAAAGGAAAAUUAUCAUGUAAGGUGUGAGCACUUUCGGUCCAUGUUCCAGUCUUACUGGAAUGAGGAUAUGAAGGAGGUGAUAGAAAUAGACCAGUUUUCUUAUCCAGUGUACCGUGCCUUUCUCCAGUACCUCUACACAGACACAGUGGACCUGCCGCCUGAAGAUGCUAUAGGUCUUUUGGACUUGGCCACGUCUUACUGUGAAAACCGACUGAGAAAGCUUUGUCAGCACAUUAUCAAGCGCGGAAUUACCGUGGAGAAUGCCUUUUCACUGUUCUCUGCUGCAGUCAGAUACGAUGCAGAGGAUUUAGAAGAAUUCUGCUUUAAGUUUUGCAUCAAUCAUUUGACAGAAGUUACACAGACUGCAGCAUUUUGGCAAAUGGAUGGCCCUCUGCUAAAGGAAUUCAUUGCUAAAGCCAGUAAAUGUGGAGCCUUUAAGAACUGAAGCCCAAGGCUGCUGGGUUUUGUGAGUGCUCCGGGCACGGGCGAUGAUGCGUCCUUUGUGCUCUGCGGGUGAUGUAAUUUUGCAGGUAAAAAACCCAUCAGGUUCCCCCCCCCCCCCGCCACAUCUGAGACACCAUUCUCUGUGUAGGAAUAUAUGAAGGAUGAUUUUGAACAACUCUUGUUUCCAGAUAUGUAUAUUUUAAAUGUAACCUUAAUUUGGCUGGAACAUUGUAAAGGGGUGAAAGUGUUGUUUCUUUGUUCUUUUGUUUUGUUUUUGAUUAGAGGAACUUUUGAACUUGGAAAGGGGAAGUCUGUGGUAAUUCUCCUGGUUCACAUAUUGACAACCCUUUGACACCAGGAAUUUGGGACAGUUUGUGAAUUGUGGGAUAGAGAGGCCCCACCAUGAAUUAAAGAUGCUGACUUUGGGGCUUGUUGAAAUGCUGCAUUAGUUGCUAGUUCACUAGCCAUACUGUGAAGACAUAAAGAUAGUUUGAGACUUUUGUGUUUGCACUACUGAGGACCUUUUUUAACUUCAUAGUGUAUCAAAGUAAUAAUCAGUUUAAUAGGAGUUAAACCUAUUGAGGUGAUGAUUAUGUAAAGAUAAACUUCUAGGUUAGCCAAGAUUUCUCUUCAGACUUAAGCACAUAAAGAGUAGUAAUUUAGGACUACCUGUGAAAAGUUGAUCGUGAAAGAAACUUUGUUUGCACAAAGGUCAAUAUUUUAUAAAUUAGAAUCUCCACUACUAUCCAACAGUGUUUUAUUUCAUUAAGACAAAGUCUGAGAACUGAAGUUUAAAUUGCUUCCCCACUGCUUCCCCCUUUAAAUGCUCAUCAUAAGAGGAGAGUAAUGACAUAUUCAGUAUACUCUUGCCUUCCUAAAUUACGGCUGCUAGAUCAUCAGAUUUGCUACAUCUGACUCAGAGAAGCGGUUCUUAAAACCAUCUUUCUGGCAGGACUUCUUGGAGUUUGUUUUAGCUCUUUUAUCUAGGUCAAGCAUCACAAAUUUGCUUAUUUGUAACGUCAGCAGCUUUCAUCUUUUAAUUGUGUUAGGUAUAAUAUUUAGCACAAUUUAACUUCAAAAAAGGAUCAAAAUUAUGGUUUUCCUGAAAAGAUCCGACUUAAAAGGGUCUUUUCAGUUUGUUUUUGUUUUUUUGUUUUGUUUUUGGUCUGCUUAUGAAAUGUGACUUUGGGAGGAAGAGUGUUCAACUCUCGGUUUGAUCACGUGUGUCCGUUGAGCUUGCUGUAAGAACAAAGCUUUGUUCUGCUCUGGCCCAUGGGCUCAUUUCCAUUUGUGGGCGCUCCCUAGUGAACUCUUCCCUGCUUGGAAGUUCCCUCAUCUGAACUUGGAGCCUGAAUACAUUUUCAGAGCCAAAUUAACAAGAGGGUGAAGAUAUGCUGCAGCUGCUAUUUUUAGCAGUGUUUCGAAGUGUGGGGGAGGGGGUGGGGUGGGAGUGAGGGCUCGAAGAUAGGAGUUCGUUGAUAGAUAAUUACAAACCUAGCAGUCCCAGUUCCCUUUUCUUGACCAUAUCGCAGGUGAUUGAAGCCCAAUCAAGUAUUACAUUAGAAUUAGUUCUGCAACAUGACAGACUUUUUCUUACUAGGUUAAUAAAUGCACAUUAAUUUGAUUAUUAGCUAUGAUGGGUAGUGUUUGUAACAAUCACUGUUCCAUAGGCUUAUGAUCUGGACAAAGAAGAACUUCAGUAGGUUUACUAUUGCUCUUACUUGGAAAAAAAAAACCCCACAAAUGAAAGUAGUAGAUUCAUUUCCAUAGAUUGUUCAUUCAUUCAACAAAUAUUUACUGAGGUUCCUUAGAUAGGUGAAGAACCACUUCUCAUAGUAGAUUACUGAGUAAUUUGUAUGAGUAUGUAUGUAGUGAAGAAAAGGGGAAUGAGUUCUUUGAAAAGUACUUGAGUAUCUUUUUUUUAAUACACUCUUACUUUUCUACUUGGUUUUAUUGUUAAUCAUAGCAGGAAAUGAAAACUGUUCUUUGAAUUGUUUUUUUCAUCUGAUGUAAUAAUGAAAGCCAAAGUAUUCAUAUUUCUUAAGAUAGCCCUCAAUGUCCUCUUGAACUUCUUACUGGAACAAUGUUUGAUACUCUAGUGUAUAGGCUGUAUUUAUGUAAUGUUUAGAAUGACAUAUUAAUAAAUAAUCUGUUAAGACA